AUGCAAGCUUUGGUGAGGGGAGGUUGCAUGCCAGCAGCACCAUUGGUUGAUAUUUGUAACUUGAGUCUGCAUAUUAGGAACUUAAAUGAUGACCUAAUUCCAGCAGUGGUAUUUCCUCUUGGAGGAAUGCCGAAUUUGAAUACUUUGCACAUAAAGUGCACCUUCAGCUCAGGAGUGGCUAAUUAUUUAUGUUCCGGGAUCAAUAUGGAAUAUUGGAAACUACAAGGCCUUGCUUUCAUUUAUCAGCUCAAAGAGGCAACCCUGGAGCUUUCCAAUGGGUUCAAUGGAAUUGAGUUUGCUAGGUAUAUCCUCGAGCAUGCCCCAAAUUUGGAGAAAAUGGUCAUAUUUCAUUUACAAAAGUACUCUGAUGAUGUAUGGGAGUUAAAAGACAACGUCAUUUCUAAUGCCACAGUUGUCUCUCAAGUCAGAAAGCCAGAGAAGAAAAGUUGGUCUGAUUUUGUUUAG
Prunus armeniaca (apricot) is the source of this 465-nucleotide messenger RNA. Lineage: Eukaryota; Viridiplantae; Streptophyta; Magnoliopsida; Rosales; Rosaceae. The record is from the annotation of a GenBank genome assembly.